CGCAGCCCAAACAGAGCAGCUCGAGGCCCGAUCUUGAUUCGGCAGAUCGAUUACUAGUACAACAAUGGCAUCGGCUUCCGCUGUCACCAUGGCGAUGCCGGGCGUCGGCCGCAGCCGGCCCCUCGCCGGCUCGGAUGCGUUCUUCCAGCCGCUCAUGCUGCCUGUUCGGCCUACUCCCGCGGCAGCGGGACGAUGGCGGCCGAGCAGCCAGCGCAAGGUCCGGGCGUCGUCCGCGAAGGAGAAGGCAAUGAGCGGGCUCGCGGCGGCAGCAUUGGCAGCGGCGUUGGUGAUCCCGGACGUGGCGGAGGCGGCGCAACCGGGAGUCUCGCCGUCGCUCAAGAACUUCCUCCUCAGCAUCGUCGCGGGCGGCGUCGUGCUCGUCGUGAUCGUCGGGGCCGUCGUCGCCGUCGCCAACUUCGACCCUGUGAAGCGGAGCUGAGACUGAUUCAUGAUAUGUGAAGCCUGGCAUGAAUGCAUGCAGGUCUCCACAGUUAUUACUGCGAUCGCCUUUAAUUUCGUCGACCUAUAAAUGGAGCUCGGUGUGAGGGGCUCUCAAAUUUGGCAUUGUUGGUAGAACAUGUCGAUGAUUAAUAACGUUAUUCUCGUUCUUA
Musa acuminata AAA Group (dessert banana) is the source of this 611-nucleotide messenger RNA. RefSeq lists its product as uncharacterized. Gene Ontology annotation, biological process: photosynthesis. The transcript has a single exon. The record is from RefSeq and is a predicted model, not a curated record. Lineage: Eukaryota; Viridiplantae; Streptophyta; Magnoliopsida; Zingiberales; Musaceae. Gene Ontology annotation, cellular component: photosystem II; membrane. The coding region runs from base 65 to 439 and encodes 124 amino acids.